Messenger RNA from Ectocarpus sp. CCAP 1310/34, 4932 nucleotides. Lineage: Eukaryota; Phaeophyceae; Ectocarpales; Ectocarpaceae. The record is from the annotation of a GenBank genome assembly.
CGCGAGGGGAUGCUACAGGAGCAACUCGUGGAAAAGGAUGGCGGCGGCCGCACGGUGCUGCAUCUCGCGGCUCUUAGUGGAGAUGAUGGCAACCUGGCGGCUGCCAUUGAUAUUGUCGCAAAGCACCUCGACAAAAGCCAGAUGUUGGAGAUGCUCAAGUCGAAGGACGCCGCAACUGGGAAUACAGUACUGAUGGUGGCAGCCGCCAGCGGGGAAGCUAAGAGCUUCAAGCGCGUUCGGAGUGCUCUAGGUAGCCAGGACAAGACCGAAGUGACCAGUCUCAAUUUAGUGUCAACCGAGCUCAUUUUCACUCUGCAACAGCUGAGGCAACACCUGAUGGAGAAAGACGGUCAGCAUCGAACGCUGCUUCAACUCGCGGCUCUCAGCGGCAACAAGGAUACCGUGGACGCUGUGUGGGAUGCUUGCAAGGAGCAUGGAAUAGAGGCAACCGAGAUGGGUUCGCGGCAACCGUUUCGGUGUGGUGGAACAACGGCACUGAUGAAGGCGGUUGAAGGUCGUGACAUGGACAAGUUUUUGGAUGAGUUCGAACGUGAGCUACGCAAGGCCAAAGAACCCAAAGACGCCCAGGGUAUUCACGGUGAGGCCGAGGAGCUAUACGAUCGCUUACAAGAUACACUAGAGAAGGUGUUGGAGCCUGACCACCCAGAGCUUGCCACGCGGAUCAAUAACCGGGUGGUGUUGUCGGAGAAGCAGGUCGGUGACAUCAUCAGCUCGAAGAACGUCGUUGGCGAGACGUUAUUGUCGAAAGCUGUCGAAAGCGGUGACGUCCAGCUGUUUGAACUCGUACGGAAGUGCGCAUGGGCUCUCCUUAGUCCCAAUCAGCGAGGGGAUCUCGUCGAGUCCCAAAAUAUUUUUGGCGAAUCCUUGCUGGCGAAGGCAUUCGACAUAGGAGAUGAGAACCUGUUCAAAGCCGUCCUGGAAUGCGCAUGGGAAGUCCUCGAUCACCAUCAGCUGGACUGCACAAGGAUGCGGCGAAGUCCGCUGUUGGAAGCUGAUGUGGAACAACUCCUAGUCAUCUCCUCAUGCGCUCAAGCAGGUGACCUCGUGGGGAGGUUGACGAGAUCCCCAAUUGUGAUUGGGUUUGUGAAGUCAAAGGCUCGAACCCUCGAACAUACCGCCGCUUUGUCGUUUCGAACGCAGCUCGUCGAGGCUUUGGCAUUGGCAGACAUGGAAAGUGUUAUGCCUACGACAGUGUAUGACGCGCAUCAACUUGUGGCCUGCAUGCUUCGGAAGGCCUUCGACACAGAGAAUAUCGGGGUCAUUGAAGCUGCCUUGAAGUUCGUGGUAGGCCGCUGCAAAAACUUCGGAACAGAGGUCGACUGGGAAACCAUCGAGAGGUGGAUGAAGGGAUAUCCCCGAAGCGCUAGGAGUCUUCAUGCUCGGCUGGCACGAAGGUUGAUGGAUCGCUCAUUGUCUGGCCGGAAGGUGGCGGAACAGCGAAGCUCGUGGAUGGACGGUGCAUUUUCUCACGAGGCGAGGGAUAUAUCGGAACGCUUCCAUGCGGAUGAUUUCAAGAUGCUGUUUUCGCUAAUUGCAAACUCGGCACGGCCAUCCGCCAGCGCGCUCAAGGAGCUCUCACGAAAGGCGGCAUCUGGAGACAUUUUCAAACGCUGCUGCUUGCGUGCUGUGACCUCCGCCGCGAACCCUUUCGUCCCCGGCGUCACCUUGUCCAUACGGCUUAGUGAGGCCGCGAAGCAAGCUAGCGAGGGAGAGCGAAGGGCGCUUUUUGACACCAAGUCAAGCAUUGACGAGCUGUUGCUGGAGAUGUUCGAGCGCUUACCUCAGACGGUCCGUGGAUUUGAAGAACAAGCGGGCAUGGAUUCCUGUACUAACGUUCUUGAGCCGGAACUGAUGAGGGCAACAACUGGAUCGAACGACUUAGGAGGGCCUCUGGACAUGAUUAUUUCGGACCCGCUGCAGCUAGAGACGUUUUGCAAAGUUCCAUUGAUUAUGGACUUCCUGUCAAGCAAAUUUACGCUGGGCUUACCGGACCUGAUGGACACGGCAGGAUUAUUGAAGAAUGAGCACCAUUUAUGGUACCUGGAAGAGGAUGGCCUCUUUCGAGACGAACACGGGUUCGGGUCGGACGGGAUUCCGGUUGCGCUUCUUGCAGCGUUGCUUAAAGGAGUUCGGCAGGGAAUAUGGGAUAAUACUCCAAUCCUGACCUUUUUGCCCGGGACACAGUUCAUCGUGGCAGCAAUGGUUGCGGCCCCAACCAAGUACUAUGAAGUCCCAGCCAUGAGAAUGCUGCUGGAUUUCGUGGUGUAUGUUGGCAUGGUCGCUGUGCUCAGCUCUUUCGUUCUCUUCCACAGCACGACCGAAAGUGAUUCGGGGUUGGACGGCAUCGUAGCCCACAGGUUGAGCCUCUCCGAAGGCGCAUGUGCGCUGAUUUUCAUCACGGCUGGAGCAUACCGAGAGGGGCGCGAGAUGAAGCGGGGCAUCCGUGCAUACUUCAAGGACCAGUGGAACGUUCUGGACGCGCUAGGCAUAUUGUUCUUGUUCGUCGGCUUGGUCAUCAGAUGGGACGACUGGACCAGUACUUGGGGGCCAGCAUUCUACGCCCUGAGUGCCCCGUUGGUGGUCGCCCGCGUUCUUUUCUUCGCCCAGAUCCUCCAGUUCCAUGGACCGAUGGUCCAGGUGAUUUUCCGCAUGACGGCGACACUCUUGCAGUUUGGUGCGGUCAUGUUGGUCGUCAUGAUCGGAUUCACCAUGGCGCUUCACGUUUUCUUCCGGGAUGUAGCGGACUUUGGUGACACCUUGCUUGGCCUUUUCAAGGCCAUGCUUGGCGAGACUGGCAUCUUCGACGAGUUUUCCGGCGGACGAUACGACCCUGUGGCCACGAUCCUGGUUGUCGUGUAUCUGUGCAUCGUCACGGUUAUGCUCCUUAACCUCCUGAUUGCCAUAUUGAGCACUGAGCACGCCCAGGUAAUGGAAAAUACUGCUGAGGCGUUCAAGGUGUCGAAGGCGCGCAUUAUUGCUCACUACCGGACGGUUGUCGACAACGACGUGCUUCCCGCCCCCUUCAAUUUGGUUCAGCUCAUUCUAUCGCUGGGGGUGAUCGUUUUAACGUUACCAUACUAUUUUCUCCUGGAGGCGAAGAGAGAACACAGUGAGACAGAACGCCCUGCGACUGAUGAGGAUGGUCGCCUAUUCUGGGGGAAUGUGUGGGAAGGCGCGAGACAUCGACAUAGAAGCGCUAGGCGGGCCUUUGGGCAGUUCGUGUGGUGGCUCGUGCUGGGUUCUGUAGCUGUUGCUGGAGGAGCGAUGCUGUGGAGUCUCUCGGGGUUAUUCUACGCUCAGUAUGCGUGCCACUCGUGGCUUUCGACUACGGACGAACAGAAUUCUUUUUUUGGUUUUCUGCAGGAGGGCGACGAGGAGCCCGACGAGGAGGACACGGCCAAGGAUGUUGUAGUGUUCGGCAGUUGUGGCUCACCACUAUGGCGAAUGCUUCAGGGUGUACGCAUCGUGUUUAGAUCCGUUCUUCAGUGGAUCGGAGUUGUACUCGCCUGGUUCCUGAUAUUCUUGUUGUGCAUUCUGGGUGCUCCGUGCUGCCUUGUUUUGCGAUGGUUGAUUUUGCCUGGUACGGAGUUUUUCUCUUGGUGCUGGAAGCUAGCUGCAUGUCGGUCCACCCAGGAUCCUGGCGAGGAUAAAAAAUCCCCAAUGCGUUCUAGUACGCCCACGAUAGAGAGCAUGCUGAAGAAGGGCUGUUGUGGGGCAGGCGCGGAAAAUCUGCUUGAAUUCCUCGAAGACCCGAUGAACGACAAGGAUGUUCGGCAAGACGAGAAGGAGAGGAAGACCACGGUGGAACACAUCAAGCUUCUCCGGGACCGCCUAGAAAAGACCACGGUGGAACGCACCAAGCUUCUCCGGGACCGCCUAGAAAGGACAACCGAUAAGCAGCUUCAGGAGUUGCGCAAGAACGUGGCGUCGAAGGACGAACUAGAGGAGUUGCGCCACCAUGUGGCCUCCAAAGUGCAAGACAUGCAGGGCGGUUUGGAGAAGAUACUGGCUUUGGUGCAGGAACUGAAAAGUACUACAAUCAGCAGUGGUCGCAAAGAUGGGGGUGACUCCUCCAGCGACUCUGCGGCGGAAGACAGAAAGAGGUCAAGUGAAGAGCUCGUGGCCCUGAGGACACCAGUCAGCUCGCUGACGGAUCAGAUGAGCCAGCUAAUGUCGCUAGUGGAAGAUACCAUCAAGGCAAGCAAGAAGGAGGAGCCAGUUGGCACCCUGGAGGGUGCCGCUGAUCGCGGCGAUGCUAGGGAGAGCGCCGCUACGGAGUUCACGAACGCCGAAGGAGGGGCACCGUGGACCGGGAGUGCGCAGGACGGGANUGAAGAGCUCGUGGCCCUGAGGACACCAGUCAGCUCGCUGACGGAUCAGAUGAGCCAGCUAAUGUCGCUAGUGGAAGAUACCAUCAAGGCAAGCAAGAAGGAGGAGCCAGUUGGCACCCUGGAGGGUGCCGCUGAUCGCGGCGAUGCUAGGGAGAGCGCCGCUACGGAGUUCACGAACGCCGAAGGAGGGGCACCGUGGACCGGGAGUGCGCAGGACGGGAGGUACCUGCGCGAACGUGUUCGAGAGUCUGGCCGUCAGGGCGACACAGCGGCGAAGCAGGGGGCUUUGUCCCCCAAGAGGUGAGAGUAGCCGCUGCUCACAACCAAGAUUAUAGUAGUGCCAUGGGAGAUGGUGGUGCUGGUGUUGGCUUUAGAUACGGAGCCACAACCCCAGCGACGGGGUACCAAAAAGUGCGGUACACUUCUCCUCCAUUCAGCGGGAAAUCGAAAGAUUUCAACGAAUGGCUAAAUGGUUUCCGCAUGGCAGCUAAUGGCGCAAACCUGUUGGAACAAUUUGAAGAGAGCGGGAGCUUGGAGAUCCCCGUCAACAGCGGAAAGAGCAAGUUUUCGUUGUCACAGC